AUGCUGAGACUGUGUGUCGUGCUCAUCUACCUUUUGUACGGGGUGAAAACAGAUCCUGGGGAGACAUGCCCUGCAUUCACAGCUCUUAGCAUUGGCAACGCUUUGAUAGGGACAGACCUGAAAGUGAAGCUGCUGCUCUACACCAGACAGAACCCAAACUGUGCUGAAGAGCUCAAUUCAACAGCCUCCAAGUAUCUAGAUGUGACCAAGAAAACUACAUUCAUCAUCCACGGAUACCGACUCACAGGCUCUGCCCCGGUCUGGAUCCCUGACUUGGUACAUCUUCUGCUUUCUGUAGAAGACAUGAAUGUCAUCCUUGUGGAUUGGAACUGGGGGGCGACAACUCUCAUCUACAGUAAUGCUUCCAGAAACUGCAAGAAAGUUGCUGAGAUUCUGAAGAAACUUAUUGAUGAAAUGUUGGUUGAUGGAUCAUCACUUGACUCCUUGCACAUGAUAGGAGUGAGCCUGGGAGCACACAUCUCUGGCUUUGUGGGACAGAUGUUUGAUGGUACGCUUGGAAGAAUCACAGGCCUUGACCCAGCAGGCCCCUUGUACAGAGGAAAGCCGCCUAGUGAGAGGCUAGAUCCUACAGACGCACAGUUUGUUGAUGUCAUUCAUUCGGACACCGAUGGACUAGGUUACAAAGAAGCACUAGGCCACAUAGACUUCUACCCCAACGGCGGGAUGGACCAGCCUGGCUGUCCACUGACAAUAUUUUCUGGAUUGCAGUAUUUUAAAUGUGACCACCAGAGGUCUGUUUUCCUGUUCAUGUCAUCCCUGAAACAGAGCUGCAAUAUUACCGCAUACCCGUGUGACUCGUACAGAAAUUACAGGAAUGGCAAAUGUACCAGCUGCGAAACUUUUUGGCCUAUGCCAUGCCCCAUCCUAGGUUAUUAUGCCCAUGAAUGGAAAAGCUAUUUAACACAACAGAGCCAUCCAGUGACAAGUAUGUUUUUUGAUACAGCGGACAAAGAGCCGUUUUGUAUUUAUCACUACUUUGUGGACAUUAUUACAUGGAACAAAGACACCAGAAGAGGCACAUUCAGCAUUGUACUAGCUGAUGAAACCGGGAAGAAGGCAGAAUCAAAAGUUAAUCCAGAAGCUGCAGCCUUUCAGCAGUACAACCAAAUCACUUUGCUAAUUGGAUUUGACCAGGAUUUUGAAAAUGUAGAAAGAAUUUCCUUGACAUUUUCCACAGGAUCUGUCAUUGGCCCAAAAUUCAAACUCAGGAUUCUCCAAAUGAGGUUCCGGUCACUUACAAAUCCAGAAAGACCCCAGCUGUGCAGAUACGACCUUGUCCUGAUGGAGAACACCAAAAAAACCUUCAAGCCCAUCCCAUGCUGGAGCAGGAGCUAA
Gymnogyps californianus (California condor) is the source of this 1356-nucleotide messenger RNA. It is a transcript of the gene LIPH, whose product is annotated as lipase H. Gene Ontology annotation, biological process: lipid metabolic process. NCBI's taxonomy places the organism in Eukaryota, Metazoa, Chordata, Aves, Accipitriformes, Cathartidae. Gene Ontology annotation, molecular function: lipase activity; carboxylic ester hydrolase activity. The record is from RefSeq and is a predicted model, not a curated record.